Messenger RNA from Doryrhamphus excisus (bluestripe pipefish), 7870 nucleotides. It is a transcript of the gene tbc1d4, whose product is annotated as TBC1 domain family, member 4. NCBI's taxonomy places the organism in Eukaryota, Metazoa, Chordata, Actinopteri, Syngnathiformes, Syngnathidae. The record is from RefSeq and is a predicted model, not a curated record.
GCCUAUCCCAGCUGUCUUUGGGCAAAAGCGGGGUACACCCUGGACUGGUCGCCAGCCAAUCGCAGGGCACACAAACAACCAUUCACACUCACAUCCAUACCUGUGGCCAAUUAACCUAACAUGUAUGUCUUUGGAAUGUGGGAGGAAACCCACAGACGCAUGGGGAGAACAUGCAAACUUCACACAGAUAUCACACAGAAACACACUAUGUGCAAAUAUAUUUCCACUUUCCUAAAACAAACGUAUGUCAUUUUCCAAAGUUAAACUAUAUAAAAUAGAGUCUUAUAGUGGGAGAGCAGCCGGUUUGCUUUGCUCCACUCAACUGAUAAGGUUGCAUAUGGAGCAGCUGCUAUUUUUAGGGAACCUUGUUGGAUUCAUGACCUCUGUUAGAUGGAAUCCAUUCCUCUUGUUAAAAUGUUGAUAUUUUAAAUGGAGGAGAGAACACUGUAAAGUAGGGGUGUCUAAAAGAAAGUUGGCAACACAAAACGGUUAAACAGAGCAACAGAUUUUUCCAGCUAAUUUCCUGAUAGCCGGACUUUAGUUUUGUUAAGUAAAGUUGCAGCAUUUUUGCAGCAUGUGUUUGUUUUUGGCUCUGUAACAUUUAUUCAUUCAUUUUGUAUAGCACUUGACCUCAUCGGGGUUGCAGGGUUAUGCUAGAGCCUAUUACAGCUGACUUUGAGUGAGAGGCGGGGUACACACAAGACUGGUUGCCAGCCAAUCGCAGGGCCUUGCAGUAGUUAUGUCAUUACAGUUUGUAAUUUACAGCACUUUCUUCUUGCAUGUGUUUUAAAGUGUUGGUCGGUUUUGGUUUUGGAUAAUUUCUAUGUUUGGAUGUUGCUGCACGUUUGUUCCCGUCGGCCACCUUACGUGGCACAUUGUAGAAAUUACCUAAAAUAUACAAAAAAGUGUCUUUUAAGAAAAGUACAAAAUGUAAUUUAUGAAAAUUGACCCUGCAACCUUUGUUUUUUCAGUAUGUGGCCCCCAAAGUGGAAAAUGUUGGGAUAUUUCUGCUCUAAACCAUUGAACAAUCCAGGCCAGGCAAAGUAUACGUAGGUCUAAAUGUGUCUUGUCUGUAGACUUUACAUUAAACAUUACAAUAAAUAUGUUUUAUUUCCGAAAUUGUUGUUUCGGCAAAAUUAUUAGUUUACUUGGCGUGAUAUCGUAAACGCGUAUCGACCAUCACUUGCUGUCACGUUUCUGCACAGGCCCCGCCCCUCAGCGAACACAUGUGCCGUGUGCUGGGCGGGGUCGAGGACAGAGACACAUGGAGGGCUCCGCCUCUCUCCUCCAGACAAGACGCCAGUGUGGAAGAAAGGGAAAGGAAAGAAAGACGACAGUAAAGCCUUAAUAAUUAGGAUUUUUUUGAAGCAGAAUAGAUAUGUGGCCAUUGCGUGGCUCUGUGCGUGCGGACCCGGAUGUUGGACUUGUGGACGUGAUGUGCUCCUGGAGGCAGUAAAGCGCGUCAAGGCAGUGUUGUGUUUACAUUGGGAGCCACGUUUUGUGUAGCGCGGGACACACAACACAUGCAAGGGAAUCUAAUGAUACAACUUACCUUUUUAGCCGACUACUGCAUGACACACAAAGGCCUGCACACUUACCACAUUUGCGCCUAUCGGGGAGUGGCAGCAACAUUCUUUUAAACAACUUUUUUUUUUAAGCUGUCCAACAUGGAACCCCCCCAGGGCGAGAAGGACAAACGCUUCGCCCUCACCUACAUUGGCUGGUCGACCCUGGACCGCCGCACCACGUUGCCCAUGUUGCCGUGGCUGGUGGCCGAGAUCCGGCGAAGGAGCGAGAGGGGCGACUGUGGCCCCGCCAUGCAACCCCGUGAGGUGCAGCUCGUCCUGCACAGCCACUUACUCCGCUGCGUGCCCUGCUCAUCCUCCUCCUCUUCCUCUUCUUCCAACAACUACUCGGUGUUCAUCUUCGAGCACAAGGCGCAGCACAUCUCACGUUUCCUGCACAACAGCAAUGACCUCACCUACUUUGCCUACCUGCUGCGGGCCCACCCUGACAACCCCGAGGGCGAGAUGUCCUGUCACGUGUUCAAGGCCGGAGACCCCAACCAGGUGCCUGAGGUGAUCAGCAGCAUUCGCCAGGUGUCCAAAUCAGCCCUAAAGGAAGACAACAAACCAAAACAGGAAGCCGAUGAGGCCUUCUACAACUCCCAGAAGUUUGAAGUACUCUAUUGUGGCAAGGUGAUGGUGGGGCACAAAAAGGCUCCGUCCACACUCAUUGAUGACUGCAUCGAUAAGUUUCGCCAGCAUGAGGUGAAGCGUAAGCGCCUUCUCAACGGCCAGAGAGGCUCUGUAGAAAAGGUCCCUGUGGACUUCACCAUUGGCGGGGAAGGCGAUCCGCUGUCCUCGACCUUGAAUGAGAAGACUGAACAGCCAGAGGAUCCGAGAGGGGACGACUUCUUUGGCCUAUCCAGCAGCGCCAGUCAGAGCAGCCUGAGAGGAAUGUUUCCUGAGUGCAUCCUGGAAGAUUCAGGCUUUCAGGAGCCACAGGAGUUUCGCACACGCUGCAGCAGCAUGGCAGGAAGUCUGCAGAAGCCCAGCGAAGGUCCUGGCACGAUUGAAACUGCACGCCGCAGACACGCUAGUGCUCCAAACCACGUUCAGCCGUCCGAUUCGGACAAAAACAGAACUAUGCUCUUCCAGGUCGGCCGUUUUGAAGUUAACCUCAUCAGCCCGGAUAGCAAAACUGUAGUGUUGGAAAAGAACUUCAAAGAUAUUUCAUCUUGCUGUCAGGGUAUCAAGCAAACGGAUCAUUUUGGGUUCAUCUGUCGUGACCCGUCAGAAUCUGGUCCCAGCCAGUAUGUGUGCUUCGUCUUCCAGUGUGCCAGCGAGUCCUUGGUGGAUGAGGUGAUGCUAACCCUGAAGCAGGCCUUCAGCACAGCAGCUGCCUUGCAAAGCAGCAAGACUCAGAUCCAGCUAUGCGAGGCCUGCCCCAUGCAUGACUUGCACAAGCUCUGCGAGCGUAUUGAAGGCCUCUACCCGCCUCGGGCAAAGCUUGCCAUUCAGAAGUAUCUCUCCCAGUUGGCUGACAAUGAGCAAGUGGACAUAUUUGAACGAGUUCAGAAACAGAAGCCCAGUUCAGACCAAGAGGAGAAUGAGCUGGUUAUUCUGCAUCUUAGACAGCUUUGUGAAAGCAAGCAGAAAACACACCUCCAUAUUGGAGAGGCCCCCCAGAAUGUGGCAAACAACACAUCGACAGGGGAUGGCACAUCCACGGGCAGCCGCUUCAAGCUAGACAUCCUUAAAAACAAAGCUCGCUCGUCCCUCACCAGCUCUCUGGAGAACAUCCUGGCCAGGGGGGCCAGCCGGAUGCGAGGCCGUCUGGGUAGCAUGGGAAGCAUGAGCAGCUUUGAAAGACAGGAUGAGGAAUCCACGGAUAUCUCACCGCCGGUGUCCCCGCCUCCUUUCUCAGACGACGACCCGGAAGCCGGCCUGCAGUUCCGUCGGCGCGCUCAUACUUUCAGCCAUCCGCCUGUGAAGAAGCGCAUCUCCUUCGAAGGCCCGUCCAGCGGCCAGGUCAAGCAGGCGCCUCUGCGGAGGCAGCAGUCGACCACCGCGGAAGCACUGCAAAGCAGUCCCGUGGCCGUGUCGAGAACGCGCAGUUUGUCGGAGAGCCAGUCCUUCAGCCUCCCCUCCUCCUUCUCCACUCCCACUUUCCUGAAAAGCUUUUACCAGGGCUCGCUGGGCUCCCUCAGCUCUCUGACAGACAGCGGGAGCCUCAAGAGCAUCAAUGGCGAAGGUAGGAAGAGGACGCUGUCAGGCUGCAGCAGUGACUCUGUGAGCGGAGCCCCACCUCCGAGCCCCCGCAGGGUCUCCUGGAGGCAGAAGAUCUUCCUGAGGGUCGCUUCACCCAUAAACAAGCCCUCCAUGCACAACUCAGACCAAUCAGAUGCCAGGGAGCUGUUGCCACUCUCCCCUCGUGCCCCGGACUCCAAUGAGGACCCCCUGGGGCGUCGCCUGGCGGGGGAGCGUCCAAAGAGGACGGCGGCGGACUACAGGGCAUUAUGGAAGACCGCCAUCCGCCAGCAGAUCCUGCUGCUACGCAUGGAGAAGGAGAACCAGAGACUGGAGGCGAGCAGGGAUGAGCUGCACAUCCGCAAGAUGAAGCUGAGCUACCAGGAGGUGGGCCCCGACCCCAAAGAGGCGCAGGUGCUGUGGGAGAAAAAACUGACGGCACCGGGAAGAACCACGGUCCUGCAGGACAAGGAACAGUUGUACCGUGCAGUCUGCCAAGGUGUCCCCAAAAGUCGUCGUGGGGAGGUGUGGUUGCUGCUCUGUCAUCAGCAUCGCCUGCGUCACAGACUUCCUCAGCGCCAGCACGCCCCCGACGUCCCUUACAGGGAUCUCCUGAAGCAACUCACCGCCCAGCAGCAUGCUAUUCUGGUGGAUUUAGGCCGGACCUUCCCCACCCAUGAGUACUUCUCAGCCCAGCUCGGUGCUGGACAACUUUCCCUUUAUAACCUCCUGAAAGCCUACUCUCUGCUGGACACUGAGGUGGGCUACUGUCAGGGUGUCAGCUUUGUUGCGGGUGUGUUGCUGCUUCACAUGAGCGAGGAGCAAGCUUUCGACGUGCUCAAGUUCCUCAUGUACGACCUUGGCAUUAGACGCCAAUACAAGCCUGACAUGGUUUCUCUGCAGAUCCAGAUGUACCAGCUCUCCAGACUGCUCCACGACUACCACCGUGACUUGUACAACCACCUGGAGGAGUACGAAAUCUGCCCCAGCCUGUAUGCGGCGCCCUGGUUCCUCACGCUUUUUGCCUCUCAGUUCCCCCUUGGGUUUGUGUCCCGCAUCUUUGACUUUUUGUUCAUCCAGGGCUCUGAGGUGAUCUUCAAAGUGGCCCUCUGUCUCCUGAGAAGCCACCAGAGCGAGAUAGUGGAGUGCGACAGCUUUGAGAGCAUCGUGGACUACCUGAAGACGACGAUUCCCACACUUACACACACUCAGAUGGAGCAGACCAUCGCCAAGGUGAUGGAGAUGGACAUCUCCAAGCAGCUCCAUACGUACGAGGUGGAAUAUCACGUACUGCAGGAUGAGAUGCUGGAAAGCGGAGCGCCGCUGCCUGAUGACUCGGAACGCUUGGAGAAGUUGGAGAAAACAAAUGUGCAGCUGAAGAAGCAGAAUAUGGAACUGCUGGAAAAACUUCAGGCAGCCCGGCAGAAGAUCCAAACCCUGGAGACCAACGUGGAGAACUUCCUGUCACGUGAGAGCAAAAUGAAGCACGUGAUCCGCUCUCUGGAGCAGGAGAGAGCGUCCCACCAGAAGACCAUAGAACGCAUGCGCUCCUGCCUCCCCCCCGAUGCCCUCACAGAUGUGGAGAUGACCCACAUCAAAACGGGACCCAACGGGAAAGCCAAAGCGGGUUCCAAGAAAGGGGCUGGUGACUGACGUGGGACGGACUGGACCUGAGACAUGUAAUGCCGUCAUGUUUGGAGGUAACAGGGCGUGUAGGUGGAGUCCAUUUUUGGUACUCACUACACUAAUAGGGCUGAUUAUUGGAAUUUUGCCCAUCAUCCACAAUCCUUAUGUGAGACCUUAUUGGAGCGGUCUUUUGGGCGUGUCUCUUUUUAUCUGUUUUAUAUAUUUAGAACACACAGAAAUGAGAAAUAUGUGUGUUUAUGAUAAUGGAUGAUGGGUAAAAAAAAACAAAAAAAAGUGCAGUUUUCCUUUAAGGGUGCAAUGGAACCUCAAAGGUCCCUCCAGGGGAACAUUCCUCCUAGGAAAUCGUGGAAAUAGAAAUAAUUCGCUCCAAGAGCAAAGAAGCAAAGAACAAAAUUAGAGUAACAUUCUUACAUCAUUUAUUUUAACCGUAAUGCUGCAUUCAACUGCCAUGGCCUUUUACACAGAACCUGGCAAAGGCAGGAUAUUGCCUCAACUGUGAUUAUGAAAUACCCCUUACACACAGCCGUUUUCCUGCCUUUGUCACCGCUCUCAUAUUCCGUCCAAUUUGGAAAACUGCCGGGUUGAUUUUGUACACACACAGAACAGUGACAUGGACAAAAAUGGUAAAAGUACCGGAUAUUGCUGCUGAAGAUGCAAUGCAUUUUUACAAUCUUAAGUGUCAUGAAAGUGUACAAAAAAGUCAGAAUUGGAUUCAACAAAACAAAGCGAGAGAAGUGUGUCGGGUGUUAAAUUUCACCCCCUGUCCGUGGUAUUGCGAAAUACCCUGACACACAGCCAUGAUGGCGCUCUCAUACUACCUCCCAGGCUGGAAAAUGGGCUCUUUUUUUUCCUGUGUCAGUGCCUUUUAUACAGAAUGGCAACAUGGGGAAAAAUGGUGGAAUAGAGGCUAUCAUCAAUGAAUUUGUAAUGCAUUCAUGCAUGCAUUCUUAAAGUGUAACAAGAAGUUAACCACGAAACAAAUGCAGGGGUGUUUCCGCGAUUCUGUCCCCCCCCCCCCGAUUGCUUUCAAGACAACAGGGCGGGAUAAGCGUCGGGUGCUAAUCCCUGGAUGUUUGCUGAACUGAUGUUUUUUAACAUUCUUAACUGUCAUCCGAGUCUAAAAAGAAGUCGGAAGUGGAAUCAUUGGAGCGAAAAAAAUGCCACAAAUAAAAAAAAAACAUUUCUUGACACUCGCUAAAAUGAGAUCAGGAAAGUUUUAGUGGUUGCAUCCAUGUCCAACCUCAGUGGUGUUCGAAUUUAGGAGUUCCACUGUACUUCCGUACCUGUUCCAGAAAUGCAGUGACAAGGCACAGUGCCCCCUACUGGUACAACAAUGUACCACAAUAUGCCAUUUAGCCAUAAAAAAGUGGAUUUACUUGAAGUAACUUCUUAUAAACUCUUAAUGGAUGGAAGUAUGUUUUUGUUGUUGCUGAACGUCUUUGUCGUCCUCCGAGUGAUAUCAGUCAACGUUAUCAGACAGUCAGCGUGUCUCCUCUGGAGGAGGAAGUGUCUCUUUUGCAAAAGCUCAGACAGGAUGUGAGGUCGUCUGCGUCGUAGGCUUCCUGUGUGACUGACCGCAGUGUCGCAUCGAGACAGACGCCACCCCACCACCACCCCCACGCUUAUGCUUGCAUUUCAACAGGUUUUUUGUUUGUUUGUAUUGAAAAAAAAAUGACAUGAUAAUGGCGUGAGAAAAGGUGGGUGUGGGAAUUUACAUAAAAGAAACACUCAUAACAUUGACUAAAAAAUAUAUAUAUUUUCCCCCCUUGUUGGUAUUACAACUUAAUUUCUACUCAUUACAUGAAUUAAAUGACAACUCAACAGCCAAAGAUAUUGAUACUAUGAGAAUUAUGUAAUAUUAUAAUACAAAUUUGGUGUGAGAAUUCUGACAAACACUCCUUAAAGUUAUUCUGCUAACGUUACAAUAAUAAUAAUUAAUAAUUAGCAGUUGUGUUGAAGAGAAAUUCGCAAUUGACUCCUUUAUUCUUAGAAUACAAAGCAAAAGAAAAAUAUUGUUACUAUAGGAAUAGUAUUAUCAUGUUAUGACAAAAUAUUGCAGUUUCAGUUGGUGGGAAAUUUGGUUUCCCAGAAUAUUAGCAUAUAUAUUUUAUUAUAAUUCGCAUGAGGUUAAAACAUGCUUUGUUAAUUUUCAUCAUUCUUUUUUUAAAUGACCUUUUUUGUAAUAUUGAGACUAUUUUUUAUAAUAUACUUGCAAAAUGUAUUUUUUGUGUCAGAUUUUAAGUACCUCUUACUUUGGACACUGGGUGGUGCUGUUCUGAAAAAAAAAACAACAAUCAUUAGAAGAAGGAAAUGUGAUGAAUGGGAUAAAAGUUGGGACACCCCUGUACUCCAUUUAAACUCAAUACACAUUGGCAUGAAACAGGAGUUCAGAACAGUAGCAUCAUCAGUUUCAGACAUCAGAUGUCAGAAAUGAAAACGUUCAGGUUUCAGUUUCACAGAAAAUGUUUUGC